Molecule: messenger RNA, 2081 nt
Organism: Brienomyrus brachyistius
Lineage: Eukaryota; Metazoa; Chordata; Actinopteri; Osteoglossiformes; Mormyridae
Gene: srms
Product: src-related kinase lacking C-terminal regulatory tyrosine and N-terminal myristylation sites
Exons: 8
Coding region: 73-1554 (493 amino acids)
Biological process (GO): cell differentiation; cell surface receptor protein tyrosine kinase signaling pathway; innate immune response
Cellular component (GO): extrinsic component of cytoplasmic side of plasma membrane
Molecular function (GO): signaling receptor binding; non-membrane spanning protein tyrosine kinase activity; ATP binding
Source: RefSeq, a predicted model, not a curated record
UUCUCCUGCAAAGAAAAAAAGAAAACAUACAGUAUUGCCGUCGGUUUGCGGAGAUCGAGACGCUGGCUUGGGAUGGAGGGCUGCUGUCGGACCUGCAUGCCGUGUAUGGGUAGGUUAUGGAACUGGAUUUGGCCCGAAUCCACCGACCCGUCCUGCUCGGAAGCCGCAGAAAUCCGCACCGUUUCGGGGGACAUCCGGAUCCCGGACCCACGGAAGAAGACGACGCAGCUUUACGCAGCUCUCUUCGACUUCGAAGCCAGGAGCGACGAGGAGCUGUCUGUGAAAGAAGGCGACAAACUGUCGAUUAUAGAAAAACGAGGGGAAUACGUCCUGGCUAAGAAGCUCACCGGCUCGCUGGAGUCCGGCUUAGUCCCUGCGAAUUAUGUCACACUGCUGCAAGAUGAAUUUGCCAAUUACAAGUGGUAUUACGGCAAUAUCAACAGAGAAAAGGCAGAGAAGCUUCUUCUGGCGCCGCAGAAUAAGAACGGCUCCUUCCUGGUGCGCAUCAGUGAGAGCCACAGUGAUGAGUACACAAUUUCAGCCAGGAAUGAAGGCAAAGUCUUCCAUUUCCGAAUCCAUCGCUCGACCAUCGGAGCAUACUAUGUGUCUGAUAAGAUUUCAUUCGCCACACUGGACGAGCUGGUGUGCUAUUACCAGAACAACUCCAAGAGCCUCGGCGUGCCUCUGGUCCUGCCCUGCGCCCAGCAGAGGGAGCUCUUCGACAUGGAGCCCUGGGAGAGACCGCGGGAGGAUUUCAUGCUGCAGAGGAAGCUGGGGAAAGGGCACUUCGGAGAAGUCUGGGAAGCUCUCUGGACAACAGAGAAUAAACGGGUCGCCGUUAAGAUGUUGAGGCAAGAGGAUACCAAGCAGGAUGAGUUUGUGAAGGAGGUGCAAGCACUAAAGAGCCUUCAUCACCCCAAGCUGAUCCAGCUGCUGGCCCUGUGCUCCCGGGGCGAGCCCAUCUACAUCAUCACUGAGCUCAUGACGAAGGGCAGCCUGAAGACCUACCUGGGCUCUGUUGAAGGGCAGUUACUGACCUCUGCCCACUUGAUCUACAUGGCCAGCCAGGUGGCUGAGGGCAUGGCCUACCUGGAGGACCGCAGCAUCGUCCACAGGGACCUGGCAGCCCGAAACAUCCUGGUCGGAGAAGACCUGGUCUGCAAGGUCGCCGAUUUCGGACUCGCUCGCAUUAUAAGGGACAGCGUGUAUACUGCAAGCAGGACCACAAAGAUCCCGGUUAGGUGGACGGCGCCAGAGGCGGCGCUGCAGCAGCGCUUCUCGGUCAAGUCCGACGUCUGGUCCUUUGGAGUUCUACUCUACGAGAUGCUGACGAGGGGGAAGCUACCUUACGACGGUAAGACUAACAAGGAGGUCAUAGAGCUCUUGACCUCAGGGUACAGACUGCCUUGUCCGUCGCGAUGCCCAGCCAACAUUUACCACAUCAUGAUGCAGUGCUGGAACCCCGAGAGCGCACAGCGACCCUCCUUCCAUGCUCUGCACAGCCAGCUGGACAAAAUGUACUCUAGGCUGUAUUACAAGACCGUUGAUGUGUAGGGACAGCCGAGGAGCAUGCGCCGAGGGACGCGCGCGCGCCGCUGGAUGGACGGACCACGUGUGCGCGCGCUUAUAUCCCUUUGCUCAAUAAUCAUUCUGAGAUGUUUAUUUUUUUACAUCGGCACUCGCCGGUUUUAAGAUUAUAGCGAAUGCAGGUUAGCGUUGUUUUUCACGCGAGGAAAUGUGCAAUACAGACCAGGAAUUUAAUCUCGUGAGGAGAGUAGGGGGAGGGGACUGUAAAUUCGUUGUCGUGGACUUCUGAGGGUCGAUUUGGAUUUACUCUUACAAGGUGUAAGUUUGGUACACAAGAGAGUGCUUAUGUUUACAGACUCAUCCAAUGCCAACUGUACAAAAAAAAAAUAUUUGUUUUUUUUUUGGGGGGGGUGAACAGGGAAAUUUUGACCAGUGCAAUGCGGCUCUGGUAUAUUAAAACAUUGUAGCUUUUCUGGAGCUAAGAAAUGAAAGUAUGAAAUAAAUGGUAUUUAAAUACUUUAUGGUAUUUAACAAAUAAAAAUAUCAAAAUAUCA